Messenger RNA from Armigeres subalbatus, 2801 nucleotides. RefSeq names its product pyrokinin-1 receptor-like. The transcript has 8 exons. Gene Ontology annotation, biological process: neuropeptide signaling pathway. The record is from RefSeq and is a predicted model, not a curated record. NCBI's taxonomy places the organism in Eukaryota, Metazoa, Arthropoda, Insecta, Diptera, Culicidae. The coding region runs from base 862 to 2778 and encodes 638 amino acids. Gene Ontology annotation, molecular function: neuromedin U receptor activity. Gene Ontology annotation, cellular component: plasma membrane.
UCGUAGAUGGUUGUCCGGCGGCUGCGGCGGUGAGCUUCCGAGUGCGUUCGCAAUUCCUCCGCGUUCAAGUUUGUGCAUCCUGGGGUCCAGUCGUUUUUUUUGGGAUAGUGAAUUAUUGGGGAGGACAACUGACAACUGCCACCCCCAUUUCGGGACAGCACUUUGAAGGUGUUCUGUGGGGUGUUGUGGGUGGUGUUCUCGAGCGGAAGAAUUUCUCAAAGAGAUGCUGGAUAAUUACAGUGAGCGUGGCCAAACGAGCGAAGAAUGCAGUGCAAUUUUUGGAAAGUAACGGAAGAUAAUUCAAAAAGUGGAGAAGCUGGAUCCAAAGAAGAUAGGAAAUGAAAAGCCGGCGAAUAUAACUGGUGAUUGAUAAUUGAGCCUCUGAUAAAAGCAAUCCGUGAUGGAGUGCUAAGUGGGAAAAAUAAAAAUCGAAGUGUCGUGUGAAAACAAUCAUUUCUCCCGUGAUCAAUUCGACAAACUCGCGGAAGAUAGAAGUUAAAUCUGAAAACGAAUUCCCGGUGAUUGAUCCCGGGGGUGUGUGAAAUUGUAAAAGUUCUCAUUUAACUUGCCCAUCGUUAGAGGAUAACACACUGAAACCGGGAGAAGGCAAACAGUUUUGACCGCCUGCUGACUGACUCUGCCAAACGUGAUCCGCGGCGAUCGAAGCAGGAAGCAAUCAGAUUUCGGCGGAGAAGAAGAGCAUGUUGCUAGCUGACCGUUACGGAGUGUUUCAUUAGCACCAGUCAGUGCCCAAGCGCUCUCUGAACACAUUUUCCCCUUGGAGCGAAGUCCUUUCCGGAAAAGCGUAACAAUUCAGACGAACCCGCCGUCCAUUUCCUCCGCUGCUGGCUCAAGCCCAUCAUGAUGGAGCUGCAGCAGGUGCCAACGGAUGGCGAAGCCUUUAUUGAUCGUUCUCUGAUUUAUCUGGCCAUGGUAACGGCAGCAUCGUCCACCAGCUUCGCCGCGGAUACCGACGAGGGUGGCGGCCCAGGAGCCCGGAACGGAACCAGCGUGGAUCUUCUGCUGCAGCAGCCAGCGGUCGUUUCGAUCAACGGUUCCAGCAGCGGUGGCGGCGGUGAAAUGUUGAACGAAAAUUUUGGCACCAAAGCCGAUUCCAUCUGUAUCAUACUGCCCAUCACCAUAUUCUACUGUUUCAUCUUUGUGGCCGGCAUCGUGGGUAAUUUGGCCAUCUGUAUUGUGAUUGCCAAGAAUCGGUCGAUGCACACGGCCACCAACUACUAUCUGUUCAACUUGGCUGUUUCGGACUUUUUGCUGCUACUAUUCGGAAUGCCCCUGGAGGUGUACGGAACGUGGUACCCCUACGCUUAUCCAUUCAACCAAGUGGCCUGCAUCAUCACCGGGCUGCUCUCGGAGACGGCCACCAAUGCCACAGUUCUGACGAUAACGUCCUUCACCGUGGAACGCUACAUCGCCAUUUGUCAUCCCUUUCGAUCCCACACCAUGUCGAAACUCUCUCGAGCGAUCAAAUUCGUCAUCGCAAUCUGGUUGGUGGCGUUUGGAUUGGCCACCCCACAGGCGUUGCAGUUCGGAGUGGUGGAAAGCGCCCAUACGAGGCUUUGUACGAUCAAAAACCGCCACUUUGAGCAUGCCUUCGAGGUGUCGAGUUUUCUGUUCUUCGUCGGUCCGAUGACAGUCAUCGCGGUGCUGUACGUGCUGAUCGGGAUCAAACUACGCAAGAGCAAGCUGCUGCAGGGCGUCAAACGGCAGGGACCGGGUCUCGGCGGCGGCGCCAACCACGUCCAUCAUCACCAUGGGGUUGGAGUGGCCACUUCCGGUGGCGGGGCAAGUUCUCGCGCCGUCACUGGUCAGACACGUGUGAUACGAAUGCUCGUGGCCGUGGUGGCGACAUUUUUCUUCUGCUGGGCACCGUUCCACGCACAACGACUGAUGGCCGUGUACGGGGCCGUUACCAACACGGAUAAUGAAUUUUUCUUCCAAGUCUACACUUAUCUCACGUACAUAUCCGGCAUACUGUACUUUCUGUCGACGUGCAUCAACCCGCUGCUGUACCACAUCAUGAGUCACAAGUUUCGGGAUGCUUCCAGGCGCACCCUCAAAAUGAGCUGCUUUGGAGUCGAUGCCAAGCGAUCCGAAGCUCAAAACCACACGUACAGUGCUUUGUCGCGAUACGGACUAACAGGAAACGGUGGCUCCUUCAAAGCUGGAUCGAACAUCCACUACGGAACCCCAAUAGCCCAUAAUAGGCCCAUCACGGAUAUGCAGUUCUGUCAACAAGAAUCGGAAAUGUCACUACUUCGUUGCGAACUUGGGCGGUGUGUGAAGGCGGACCCGCACUGUGUCUCCAUAAGCAGUCAAUCGACGAUCUUGACCACCAUGAGCAACAACGGCGCCAAUCGUUCGCUAUCGGCCGAACGAUCAAAACAAUUGAAUGGGCGGUCCGUUUACCGUUCGUCCGAUAGUUUAGGUUCCCGAGGAAGCCUCCGGACCGGAGGGGUGCCUCUGGAGAACGGUGAACCGGGAGGGCGGCUAUCCACCAUUGCGGAAAAGCUACGACGCGGUACCAAGAAGGUGCUACAGUUCAGCAAAUCACCGCCGACGUCACCGACAAAGGUGUCGACCGGUGUGCAGACUUCCGAUCGGGACGACAAGCGACGGUGGCUGCGGAAGAAGGAGAGCGUCGACUCCGUGGACACCAACACGAUAAGCAAUUCGAGCCUGAAGGAGUAUGACGAAGAGGAGUUCUCCAGCGCUGAGUUGGCUAGAUUUAUGGCAGAGAUCAAUAAUGAGAUUCGUUGAAUGCGUUUCUGUGAAUCAUAUUU